Molecule: messenger RNA, 714 nt
Organism: Megalobrama amblycephala (Wuchang bream)
Lineage: Eukaryota; Metazoa; Chordata; Actinopteri; Cypriniformes; Xenocyprididae
Product: THAP domain-containing protein 2-like
Exons: 1
Coding region: 127-714 (195 amino acids)
Molecular function (GO): sequence-specific DNA binding
Source: RefSeq, a predicted model, not a curated record
AAUAACAUUAUGAAAUAAAUCUUUUUCUUAGCGUACUACCGGCAAAACUCAUUCAUUACAUUUCUUAUUCAUAAAACAGCGAUUUAUAAUUUAAGUAUUAUAUUAUAUUAUAGUUAAGCAUUACUAAUGGCUUCCAGAAAGUUUAAAUAUCAACAGCGUGAAGACAGUAGUUCGACUGACCAUUGUUGUGUCCCGUUAUGUGUGGCCUCCUCAAAGUUCAACUCUGUACUGAGUUUCCACACUUUUCCUGUGGACGAAGAAACACGCAGAAAGUGGAUUCACAGCAUUCAACGUGAGCGAUUUAACAUCACAUCUCAUACAAGGGUCUGCAGUCGUCACUUUAUAAGUGAUGACCUGAUCGAGCCAUCGACCCCUAAAGGGCGCCGCUUGCUGAGGAAGGGAGCUGUACCAACCUUAUUCCAGUGGAACGGCUACUCCGUUGCUGAACCAAGGCGCACCGGGGUAUGGCAAAGAAGGGAGGUUUACACUCCAGUGGAUGAGGAUCCUGUGCCAAUGGAUGUCCAGCAUCUGGAACAUGAUUAUUGUUCAGUUCCAGAACCCGCGGCAGUUGAUAAUGCACUGAAUCAAACUGAGGAUCUCCGUAAAGAGGUGGACCGACUAAGGAGACAGGUGGAGGAGUUGUCGGUUAGUCAAAGGUUUUGUUUGGGGCAAUUUGCUGCUUCUGAUGAUGAUGUAAGGUUCUACACUAGGUAG